GCUUCCUCCUGGCAAACGCCCGCAUUAUGGACUACCCCAUUGUCUACUGUAAUGAUGGCUUCUGCAAACUCUCCGGGUACAAUCGCGCGGAAGUCAUGCAGAAGAGCAGCACGUGCAGUUUCAUGUAUGGCGACCUGACAGAAAAAGAAACGGUGGAGAAAGUAGAGACGGCUUUCGAAGAAACGGAACAAACACAAGUGGAGAUCCUUCUCUACAAAAAAAAUCGCACCCCACUAUGGCUACUUCUACAUAUUGCACCUAUCAGAAACGAAAAAGAACAAGUGGUUCUUUUCCUGUGUACAUUCAAGGACAUCACGGCUUUAAAACAACCAAUCGACGAAGAAGGAAGUUUAAGCAAGUUUGCCAGACUAGCUCGCUCUGUGACAAGAAACCGUUCAACUCUGCUGCAAUUCUCCUCUCAUAUGCCAAGCACCAAGUUCGACAACUCCAAACCAUCACAAAUCGCAAAUAUGAUGAGUUUAAACUCGGACGUACUACCACAAUACCGAUUAGAAGCGCCAAAAACUCCCCCUCAUAUUAUCCUCCAUUACUGCUUAUUUAAAACUGUGUGGGACUGGAUCAUCCUGUUUCUGACAUUUUACACUGCCGUUACGGUUCCUUACAACACCGCCUUCAAAAACAAAACCAUGGACCAAGUUCCACUUCUUGUCAUCGACAGCAUCGUUGACGUCGUCUUUUUCGUCGACAUUAUCCUCAACUUUCACACAACAUUUGUGGGUCCUAGUGGGGAAGUUAUCUCGGAUUCUAAAAUUAUCCGAAUGAACUACUUGAAAAGUUGGUUUGUUGUUGACGUGUUGUCGUGCCUACCCUAUGAUGUGUUCAAUGCAUUUCAAUAUGUUGAUGAUGGUAUCAGUACGCUUUUUAGUGCUCUGAAAGUUGUCCGUUUAUUAAGACUUGGUCGAGUUGUCCGAAAAUUGGACCACUAUCUGGAAUAUGGAGCAGCCAUGUUGAUACUCCUGAUCCUUGUAUUUAUUCUAUUUGCUCAUUGGUUCGCUUGUGGGUGGUACAGCAUUGGACUAAGUGAAAUUCAGAGUGGGAUAUCUUACGGUUGGCUCACCUAUUUAUCGAACACCACUGGAGACGUAUUUUAUUUUCUAAAUGGUACAUCAGAACUUGACGUCUCUGGGGGCCCAGGAAAGGGAAUGCGGUACUUGACGUCACUAUACUUCACCUUAUCGUGCAUGACCGGUGUAGGGUUUGGGAAUGUGGCUGCCAAUACAGAGCAUGAAAAGUUAUUCUCAAUUUUUAUGAUGAUUAUUGGAGCUCUACUUUACGCACUUAUCUUUUCCAAUGUAACAACCAUAUUUCAACAAUUCUACGCAAAUUUUGCUCGCUAUCACGACAUGUUGAAUAGCGUGCGUGAAUUCAUGAAGCUGCACGAUGUCCCAAAGUCUCUCAGUGAACGCGUCAUGGAUUACAUUGUAUCUACGUGGGCAAUCACCAAAGGAAUAGAUGCAACCAAGGUCUUAAAUUACUGCCCCAAAGACAUGAAAGCGGAUCUUUGUGUUCAUCUAAAUCGAAAGGUAUUUUUGGAGCAUCCUGCUUUCCGCCUAGCUAGUGAUGGUUGUCUACGAGCACUUGCUAUGCAUUUUAACAUGACUCACAGUGCCCCGGGAGACCUGAUCUUUCACCAGGGAGAGAGUCUUGAUGCUUUAUGUUUUGUUGUCACGGGGUCAUUAGAAGUCAUUCAGGAUGACGAAGUCGUUGCAAUUUUGAGUAAGGGUGACGUCUUUGGAGACAACUUUUGGAAGGAACACACAAUCGGUCAAUCAACAGCAAACGUUCGAGCACUAACUUACUGCGACCUUCAUACAAUUAAACGAGGUCGUCUUCUGGAAGUGCUGGAAUUCUACCAUGCUUUUGCCAAUUCUUUCGCAAGGAAUCUCACUCUCACCUACAAUCUUAGACACAGGUUGAUUUUUAGAAAGGUUGCUGAUGUCAAGAAAGAGAAAGAACUUGCUGAAAAAAGAAAGAAUGAUCCUCCUCUAGAGUUGUCAAGUGACCAUCCUGUUCGAAAACUCAUCUCUAGAUUUAGAAAGAUCAGUGAUGCAAAGGCGAUGCAAACUAAUACUGAUCCUGAAAAAGGGAGCAAGGCGGAUAUGAACGGAGGAGAAAGAGGAGGGCCCGAAAAGUCACGAAGUUUUGCUCGCCUUAUAAAUGUUACUGAAAACUCCGCACCUAAGACAGGUGGAGGAUCCUCGAAAUGGGGUAAAAUGGUGAAUGGCACUGGUCCUUCAGACGGUGAAGGCAAGCAGAAUAAACCAAAUAACGAAAUCAAAGAGGAGGUGAAGAAUGGGGAACCCCACAAACAGCAAUUAAAACCAGCUCCAAAGUGGGGCAAAAUGAUGGGUAGAAACAUGGAACAAAGUAAAGACAAUGAAAAAGAGGAAACUCAAAACAAUUUACGAAAGUCUGAGUCAAUGGACAGUGGUAUAAUUCGUAGCAAUGUAAAACUGGAUCUUAUUAAUGAAGAAACAGUCGAACACACAGUGCUGAUGCGAAACGAGACUAACAAUAACAUAACUAGCCGUGAUACUUCUCUCUCUGCCAUGUCAGUAGCAGAACGUCAUAUGCUGACAUCAAUUCAUGACAUUAAACUAGAAAUGAAAGAGGACAUGGACAUCUUACAUCAAAAAAUGAAUAGAAUAGACGAGCAAAUCUCUGAAAUUUUACGAAUGUUCUCUCCGAGUUCCUCUCCAUGUUCCUCAAACGAGGACUCAACUUAUCCACAUUCCAAAGACAAUUCUGGCGGGAAUACCGAAAAUAACACUAGUGCGGACCCCGCCACCGAAUCCUCGGGAGAGGAAUCUCCCAAACCCACAAUGCUUAUUUGUGAUGUGGAUUUCAUUCCUAAAGCUCCAUCUGAAAGUCCGAUUCUUAAUCUUCCAAAAGACAGUGACGCCAAUACGACAAGGUCUAAUUCCAUGUCUUUAGGUGUUUCACCGAUUAGCCGACUUUCGUCGUCAGCAAGUCAUUCUAUUUUACAGGGUAAUCAUAUAGGGCAACCGUCAGAUACUGUAACUUCGUCAAAUCUCAAAGAAUCAAAGGAGGAACCUCAGAGUGGAUCAUCAAAUAACUCUUCAAAAUCGAAUUCCUCAGCAGACAAAGGACAUCUUCAAGUACAAAAUAUCAACACCGUAUCAAAUUCGAGCCAUAAAACGUCAUCAGACAGUUCUGUUCAAAAAACAUCAAUGGCAAGUAGUGGACGUGUUUCAACUCCGGCAAGUAAUGGACGUGUUCCAUUUCCGGCUAGUAAUGGGCGCGUUCCAUCUCCGGUAAUUAGUGGAACUAAUGUAUCUCCAGCAAAUAGUGAACAUGUUCCUCCUCAAGCUACUAAAGAAAGAAACAACGCACUGCCAAGUACUAAAAGUGGAAGUAGCACAAAUUCUAACGCCAAAGAUGGAAAUAGUACACCUCCAAAGAUCAGGAAAGGUACACCACCGCCCAGGCAAGGAAUACACAAUGUAAACAAUGGAGGAAGUACGCCCCCGUCAUCUUCGAACGGUGAAAAUAAUGUAUUAUCGUCGCAAGAAAACUUGAAGACCUCAUCUGGCUAUGCUGCAAACCAGAACUCAUCAAAGAACAGUCAAAAUCCGACAUCAAGAAAGGACGAGUAUCCGUUAAUUUCUGCACUAGGACCGGCAGCUGGGUAUUCCAUGAAUCCCACGGGAAUGUCCACUCCAAGACCGAUAUCUCCUAAAUCAUCGACAAGUCAUGUGACACCGCCUAUGGGACCUGCAGCAUCAAUAAGUGACGUAAGCAUGACUGACGUGUCAAGUCCCAGAAACGUUAUUUCUAUGGCAGACGAUGUGCUUAAAAUGAAAACAAAAUCCCCUAGAGGCUCUCAGGGCCAAAGACUUAAAUACAGUUCAAAUAUUCAAAGUUUAAGUAAAGCAAAAACGGACAGGAAAGUGUCGCCGGACUCUCAGCGUCCUGAGACGCGAAGAAUCCAUGGCGGAAUUACCUUACCCCUGGACAACGAAGGGGCUCAUGUCAAGGAUCGUGACCUUGAUAUUUUAUGAGACCUUUGCCGUGUGUUCUUGAAAAAUUUCCCGAAAAUUCUGCGAAGUUGUUUUCACUGUAUGACGCAUUAU
This is a messenger RNA of Saccostrea echinata, 4115 nucleotides long. Its product is annotated as potassium voltage-gated channel subfamily H member 1-like. Lineage: Eukaryota; Metazoa; Mollusca; Bivalvia; Ostreida; Ostreidae. Gene Ontology annotation, cellular component: membrane. Gene Ontology annotation, biological process: potassium ion transmembrane transport; regulation of membrane potential. Gene Ontology annotation, molecular function: voltage-gated potassium channel activity. The record is from RefSeq and is a predicted model, not a curated record. The transcript is spliced from 9 exons. The coding region runs from base 27 to 4043 and encodes 1338 amino acids.